AUUUUGUAGUGAUCUAUGCUCAUGAUGAUAUUUAUUCUAAUGACUUUUCUUUGUAUUGCAGUAACCUCUGCUGGCUUUGCCGUGGUAUUGAAACUGGGUGUGGGGAGCUUCCUGAGGUUCUUAGUGUACACAGUGUGUGUAGACACCCUUCUGAUGGGUGUUUUGGUGGCCACUAUUCUUUGGGCUGUAACCAAUCACUAUUUAGUGAAGCCAACCUGCAGGGACCAAGACGUGGAGUGGGGCUACGCGUUUGACGUCCACCUCAACGCGUUCUUCCCACCACUCAUCAUCCUGCAUUUCUUUCAGCUUUUCUUCUAUCAUGUUUUCAUCAGCCAGGACUGGUUUAUUUCACGAUUGUUUGGAAAUCUUUUGUGGGUUCUAGCUAUUGGCUACUACAUCUACAUUACAUUCCUAGGCUAUAGUGCACUACCCAUUUUGAAACAGCCAAGAGUAUUCCUGUAUGCAUUACCUCUCCUGGUGGUCUUCUUCCUACUGAGUCUGGCCUUCGGGAUGAACUUGUGUGGCACCCUCAUGGACUUCUACAGCUACCGUGUACUCUGAAGAUAUCGGCAGCUCACCGCGUUGCUGAUGGCCAUUUUUUCUUUUUUCAUUUUUCCUUUUUUUCUUCUUCUUCUUUUCUUUUCUUUUCUUUUCUUUUCUUUUCUUUUCUUCUUCUUUUUUUUUUUUUUCUUUUCUUGGUUUCUCCCCUUAAUAUCUCAUCCAUAGGUGUGAAGAAAUGAUAUUUAUUUUAUGAAGUUGAUUUGCAAAUUAAGUAAAAUAGGGAUUGAUAGUUAGUUAUUUUCCUCUAUGUUCUCUCUCUCUCCUUCUCCUCCCUCUCCCUCUCCCUCUCCCUCUCCCUCUCCUCCCUCUCCACCCUCUUCCUCUUCUCCCUUUCCCACCUCUCUCCCUCCUCUUUCUCCCUUUCCCUCCUCUCAUCCUUUUCGUUUCCCUCCUCUCUCCUUUUCCCUCCCUCUCUCCUCUCUCUCCUAUCUCUCCUCUCUCUCUCCUGUCUCUCCCCUCUCUCCCCUCUCUCCCCUC
Penaeus indicus is the source of this 1038-nucleotide messenger RNA. RefSeq names its product protein unc-50 homolog (gene Unc50). Gene Ontology annotation, cellular component: Golgi membrane. Lineage: Eukaryota; Metazoa; Arthropoda; Malacostraca; Decapoda; Penaeidae. Bases 16 to 561 code for a protein of 181 amino acids. The transcript has 4 exons. The record is from RefSeq and is a predicted model, not a curated record.